Messenger RNA from Phaethon lepturus (White-tailed tropicbird), 3627 nucleotides. RefSeq names its product dual oxidase 2-like. The record is from RefSeq and is a predicted model, not a curated record. The transcript has 26 exons. The annotation marks the transcript as partial. Gene Ontology annotation, biological process: superoxide anion generation; defense response; response to oxidative stress. Gene Ontology annotation, cellular component: NADPH oxidase complex; plasma membrane. NCBI's taxonomy places the organism in Eukaryota, Metazoa, Chordata, Aves, Phaethontiformes, Phaethontidae. Gene Ontology annotation, molecular function: calcium ion binding; superoxide-generating NAD(P)H oxidase activity; peroxidase activity.
CUGGCCACCAUGGUGCCGCCGGGCGUUUACAAGAGAGACCACAAGUGCCAGUUCCAGAAAGCGUCCGGCCCCGGUGGCUCAUUCCCAGCGGUGCGGCUCUGCAACAGCUACUGGAGCAGAGAGAGCACCGGGCUGCAGCAGGCAGAGGCUGUGGACGUGGACAACCUCCUGCUGGGGAUGAGCUCGCAGAUUGCAGAGCGGGAGGACAACAUUGUGGUGGAAGAUCUCCAAGAUUACUGGUAUGGGCCACUGAAGUACUCCCGCACCGACUACGUGGCCAGCUGGCUUCAGCGCGGGCGAGACCUUGGCCUGCCCACCUAUAACCAAGUCCGGGAGCGAUUUGGGUUGGAGCCUUGCCGGAACUGGUCGGACCUUGCACCACACCUGGAGCAACAGGUCCUGGAGAAGGUUGCUGCUCUGUACGCCAACAACACGGCUGGGCUGGAGAUGUUGCCCGGAGGCAUGCUGGAGGCUGACAGUUCCCUCUUCAGUGCCAUCAUCCUGGACCAGUUUGUGCGCCUGCGUGAUGGCGACAGAUUUUGGUUCGAAAACACCAAGAACGGGCUGUUCACAGCGGAGGAAGCCAGGGAGAUCCGUGAGACCACCUUCCACGACGUCCUGGCUGCCGUCACCCACGCAGACCCCACAGACCUCCAGCCCCAUGUGUUCGCCUGGAGCGAGGGGGAUCCGUGCCCCCAGCCCCAGCAGCUGACAGCUCAAGACCUGGCCAACUGCACGCCCAUGAUGAUGCUGGACUACUUUGAAGGCAGCGGUGCAGGCUUUGGGAUCAUCAUCAUUGUCUUCUGCUGUCUGCCUUUAGUGACUCUGUUCAUUGCCUGGAUCGUUGCCGUUCUCCGGAAGAGAGAUUUCAAGAAGCUGCAGAGGAAGCAGGGCUCCAGUGUGCGCAGGGAGGUGUCCGGUGACGCGAUACACGCCAUGGAGUGGCACGGUCCCAAGACAGAGUGCUCUCCCAUCUACAUUCAGCUCCAAGCUGACAAAGUGCUCAAAGUGCUAGAUGGGAGAGGGUCUAUGCUCCGGAGCAUCAGCUUGAAAGCCCAGCAAAGGGUGGAGGUGAUCCUCUCCAGCAACAAAGGGAACAAAGCUCUGCUCCUGAAGAGUCCCAAGGAGUACGACCUGGUGCUGCUUUUCAGCGAGCAGGCGGAGAGGAGCAACUUCAUUGGGAAGCUACGAGGCUACUUGGAGGACAGUGGCCUUGAUCUGCAAAUGUCUGAGAUGAAGGAGCAGAACCUGUUGAAACGUGCAGUCACCCAGGAGCAGAGAAAACAAAUUCUGGAGACUUUCUUCAGACACCUGUUUGCCCAGGUGCUGGAAAUCGACAAGUCCGAUGCUGGAGAGCUCAACUUUGAAUCUUCACAGAAGGCAAAGGAGUCUCUGACAUGUGAGCUGAGCAGGGCUGAGUUUGCCGAGGCCCUGGGACUCAAAGCCCACUCUAUGUUUGUGGACUCCAUGUUCUCCCUGGCCGACAAAGAUGGCAACGGCUACAUCUCCUUCCGGGAGUUCCUGGACAUCUUGGUGGUCUUCAUGAAAGGGUCCCCAGAGGAGAAGUCCAAGGUGAUGUUCAGGAUGUAUGACAUUGACGAGAAUGGGUUCCUCUCCAAGGAAGAGUUUCUGAGGAUGCUUAGGUCCUUCAUUGAGAUCUCCAACAACUGCCUGUCAAGAGACCAGGCAGAGCAGGUGACUGAGUCCAUGUUUCGGGCCUCAGGGUUUCAGGACAGGGAUGAGCUGACAUGGGAGGAUUUCCACUACAUGCUGCGGGACCACGACAGUGAGCUUCGUCUCACCCAGCUCUGCAUCAAAGGUGUCCCCGAGGUGCUCAAGCAAAACCUGCACAACCGUGUCUCCUUCAUAAAAAAGGAAGAGCCGAAAGGAACCAUCUCAGAGGAGGAGAGAGACACAAAACUGGACACCGUGAGCCACUACAUGGAGCGAGAAGGACAAGAACUGAGGAAGAGACUGGGCAGAAAGGUGAAUCAGUACCAGCUGCAUUUGUACACCGAAGCUCAACGGAAGAAGUACGAGCGGAACAAAGUUCAGCAGAAGAUCCAGGAGUUCAAGCGCUUCGUUGAGAAUUACCGGCGCCACAUUGUCUGUGUGGUCCUCUUCUCCGCCAUCACUGCUGGCGUGUUCGUGGAGAGAGCCUACUACUACGCCUUCGCAUCCCCCAGCACUGGAAUCGCACAGACCACCUUUGUGGGGAUCAUCAUCUCCCGGGGAUCGGCUGCCUGCAUCUCUUUCAUAUACUCCUACAUUCUGCUUACCAUGUGCCGCAACCUCAUCACCGUCCUGCGGGAGACCUUCCUCAAUCACUACAUCCCCUUCGAUGCUGCCGUGGACUUCCACCGCUGGGUUGCUAUGGCAGCCCUGAUUUUCUCAGUGCUCCACACUGCAGGUCACGUAGUGAACAUCUACAUCUUCUCAGUCACGCCUCUCAGUGUGUUGUCCUGCCUCUUUUCCAGUGUCUUUAUGGAUGACGGGUCACAGCUCCCACAGAAGUAUUACUGGUGGUUCUUCCAGACUAUUCCAGGCAUGACAGGCGUGCUGCUGCUCGUGGUCCUGGCCGUGAUGUACGUGUUCGCCACCCACCACUUCCGACGCGUCAGCUUCCAGGGCUUCUGGAUCACCCACCACCUCUACGUGCUGCUCUAUGUCCUGGUCAUCAUCCACGGCAGCUACGCACUCAUCCAGCAGCCCCGCUUCUACAUCUACUUCAUCAUCCCAGCUCUCAUCUACGGUGCAGACAAGCUGCUCAGCCUGAGCAGGAAGAAGGUGGAGAUCAGCGUGGUGAAAGCCGAGCUCCUGCCCUCAGGUGUCACCCAUCUCCGGUUCCAGCGGCCGCUGGACUUUGACUACAAGUCUGGGCAGUGGGUGCGCAUUGCCUGCGUGACCCUGGGCACCACCGAAUACCACCCCUUCACCCUGACGUCGGCGCCACAUGAGGACACACUGAGCCUGCACAUCCGGGCUGUGGGGCCCUGGACCACCCGCCUGCGGGAGCUCUACUCCUCAGAGAGCCUGGCCCUCAUUGGCAAGCUGCCCAAGCUCUAUCUGGAUGGGCCCUUCGGGGAGGGCCACCAGGAGUGGAACAAGUUCGAGGUGUCGGUGCUGGUGGGAGGAGGCAUUGGGGUGACACCCUUCGCAUCCAUCCUCAAGGACCUGGUCUUCAAGUCAUCCAUAAGCUCCAAGCUGCUCUGUAAGAAGAUCUACUUCAUCUGGGUGACGCGCACACAGCGGCAGUUUGAGUGGCUGGCGGACAUCAUCCGCGAGGUGGAGGAGGCGGACAGGAACGACUUGGUCUCCGUGCACAUCUACAUCACGCAGCUGGCCGAGAAGUUCGAUCUGCGCACCACCAUGCUGUACAUCUGCGAGCGGCACUUCCAGAAGGUGCUGAACAAGAGCCUGUUCACAGGGCUGCGCUCCAUCACCCAUUUUGGGCGCCCUCCCUUCGUACCCUUCUUCAACUCGCUGCAGGAGGUGCACCCUGAGGUGCCGAAGAUCGGGGUGUUCAGCUGUGGCCCGCCCGGGAUGACAAAGAGCGUGGAAAAGGCUUGUCGGCAGCUGAACAAGAAGGACCAGACCUACUUUGCACAUCACUACGAGAAUUUCUGA